Gamsiella multidivaricata is the source of this 150-nucleotide messenger RNA. RefSeq lists its product as uncharacterized. Gene Ontology annotation, molecular function: RNA polymerase II cis-regulatory region sequence-specific DNA binding; DNA-binding transcription factor activity, RNA polymerase II-specific. Gene Ontology annotation, biological process: regulation of transcription by RNA polymerase II. Gene Ontology annotation, cellular component: nucleus. The record is from RefSeq and is a predicted model, not a curated record. The transcript has a single exon. NCBI's taxonomy places the organism in Eukaryota, Fungi, Mortierellomycota, Mortierellomycetes, Mortierellales, Mortierellaceae. The annotation marks the transcript as partial.
ACCCAUGUCUGUCCGGUGUGCCAGCGAAGAUUCACACGGCCAUUCAAUCUGCGCUCGCACAUCUUGACCCAUACAACAGCAAGACCCUUCCCCUGCGACGAGUGCCAUUGGAAAUUCACAAGGCAUCAUGAUCUAAUGCGACACAAGAGA